GCAAGAAGAUUGCUCCCCAUCCAAUAUUUAUUUCCCCCCCUUUUCUGCUUCCAUUCUCAUCCCCACUCACUCUUGCACUCCCCCAACCACUCUACUCUGCAUCUCAUUUUUCAUAUACACAAUUCUGCUUUCAAUUUCACUCUAAAAUCAAAAUCAUAUCAUGGAAACCUCAUCGAUUUCGAGAAGGAUUUUAUUCUUUCUGAUUGCUGUUCAAUUAAGUUGCCAAUGCAUCCAGUGCGUCGUGACGUAUGAUGGAAAAGCCAUUGUUAUCAAUGGUCGAAGAAGAAUAUUGAUAUCUGGUUCGAUACAUUAUCCCAGAAGUACUCCUGAGAUGUGGGAAGAUAUUAUAAUGAAGGCUAAAGAUGGAGGAUUGGAUGUAAUCGAAACUUACGUGUUUUGGAAUGUUCAUGAGCCUGCUCCUGGCGUUUAUGAUUUCGAAGGAAGAUACGAUUUAGUGAGGUUCUUAAAGACAGUGCAAAACGCAGGCCUUUAUGCUCAUCUCAGAAUUGGGCCUUACGUCUGUGCUGAAUGGAAUUUUGGAGGACUCCCAGUUUGGCUAAAGUAUAUUCCUGGUAUUAGUUUCAGAACAGAUAAUGAGCCAUUUAAGUGGGCAAUGAAGAGGUUCACUGAGAAAAUUGUGAAGUUGAUGAAAAGUGAAAACUUGUAUGAAUCUCAAGGAGGCCCAAUUAUACUCUCACAGAUUGAGAAUGAGUACGGGUCUCUAGACACGCGAUAUGGUGCAUUUGGACAUAACUACAUAACCUGGGCUGCAGAAAUGGCCGUUGGAUUACGUACAGGUGUCCCUUGGACCAUGUGUAAACAAGAUGAUGCUCCAGAUCCUAUUAUAAACACAUGUAAUGGUUUCUAUUGCGACGCUUUUACCCCCAACAAGCCUUACAAACCCAAAAUUUGGACAGAGGCAUGGACCGGAUGGUUUACAGAAUUUGGUGGCCCAAGUUAUAGGAGGCCUGUUCAAGAUAUCGCAUUUGCUGUUGCACGAUUCAUACAAAAGGGAGGAUCGUUUGUUAAUUACUACAUGUAUCAUGGAGGUACCAACUUUGGUCGCACUGCUGGAGGUCCUUUUGUCACUACUAGUUAUGAUUACGAUGCUCCCAUUGAUGAAUAUGGGUUGAUUAGACAACCAAAAUAUGGGCAUUUGGCGGAGCUUCACAAAGCAAUCAAGCAAUGUGAACCGGGUUUAGUUGCUUCCGAUCCAAUUAUCGUCUCUUUAGGACCCCGUCAACAGGCACAUGUAUUCUAUUCGAAAUUAGGACGCUGUUCGGCUUUUCUGUCAAACUAUGACACAAAUAACGGUUCACGAGUAAUGUUCAAUCAGAGGCAUCAUAACCUACCUGCAUGGUCCAUCAGUAUUCUUCCUGAUUGUCUCAAUAUGGUCUUUAAUACCGCCAAAAUUGGAGUUCAAUCGACACGAUUAACGAUGUUACGUGCGAAUUCCCAGAUGUUUUCAUGGGAGACAUUUAGUGAAGAUUUAACGACUAGUGACGUGGACUCUGCUUUCACUUCGUUUAGUCUUUUGGACCAAGUAAAUGUCACUAGAGAUUCUAGUGAUUAUCUAUGGUAUACAACCACUAUUGAUGUUGCGCCUACUGAGUCAUUCUUGUAUAACGGGGAGCAUCCGAGACUGUUGGUAGAGUCAAGCGGGCAUGCUCUUCAUGUUUUCAUAAACGGAAAACUUUCUGGUUCGAUUUUUGGAACACGUGAAGAUAGGAGAAUCAGUUACAGGGCGAAGAUCAGACUCCUUUCCGGAAGGAACAAAAUCGCGUUGCUUAGUGUUGCCAUGGGACUAUCGAAUAUUGGGGGGCAUUAUGAAAGUUGGGAGACUGGAGUCCUAGGUCCGGUGGUUCUAUACGGUCUUGACCACGGGAAACUGGACUUGACCCAUACAAAAUGGUCUUACCGGAUUGGUUUGAAGGGUGAAGCCAUGAAUGUUGUCUCCACCACCCGUAUGCCUUCUUCGGUUGAAUGGGUGCAGGGUUCACUCAUCACCCAAAACAACCAACCGCUGACGUGGCACAAGGCUUACUUCAAUGAGCCAGAUGGUGAAGAACCAUUGGCCCUGGAUAUGAGUAGCAUGGGGAAGGGUCAAGUGUGGAUCAAUGGUCAAAGCAUCGGACGAUAUUGGACCGCUUAUGCCACCGGUAAUUGCCAACAGUGUCAUUACACCGGAUCUUAUCGCCCUAUUAAGUGUCAAGUUGGCUGUGGUCGACCAACCCAACGAUGGUACCAUGUACCUAGGUCAUGGUUAAAACCAACCGGCAAUCUAUUGGUGCUUUUUGAAGAACUCGGAGGUGAUCCCACGGGGAUUUUACUAGCAAAAAGAUCAAUGACAAGUGUGUGUGCUGACGUGGUCGAAUAUCACCCCAACAUUAAAAAUUGGCGUAAUGAAACCUAUGGGCAAACACAAGUAUUUCAUAGUCCAAGGAUUCAUCUUCAAUGUAGUCCUGGCUUGUCAAUCUCUUCGAUUAAAUUUGCAAGCUUUGGAACUCCUGUUGGAUCAUGUGGCUCAUUCCAACAAGGAACUUGUCAUGCUCCUACAUCGUUGGAUGUCAUUAGCAAGAGGUGCAUAGGAGAAGAUAGAUGUGCAGUUGCUAUAUCAAACACCAACUUUGGUCAAGACCCGUGUCCAAACAUAUUGAAACGCUUGUCAGUUGAAGCUGUUUGUACUCCAACUUCAAUGGGUCAAGGUUAACAUGGUAUAACCUAAACGCCCAAAACAAAUGGGUAAAAACUAAUUAACACUAAUUGUUAUUUAGGCAAGGAAGGAGAUUUAGACUAGUUUCAGUUUCUUUACAGGGUUUUUACUUUUUAUUCAAAUUAAUCAUAGAUUAGAAAUUCUGAUUCCAAUAAGUUAGUAAAGAUCAUGGGCGUUUUAAAGUUGUAAACAUUCAUUUCAAGUUUCUGUGCAGUUGAGUUGAUGGUGAUAUAUAAUUGAAUGAAAAUUGUGUGAUCAAAGCCAAUUGUUAUAUACAAGAAUUAUCGAUCCCAAAAAUGUAACAAAUACUAAGAUGUGUAAAAAGAUCCACAUGAAAAUUCACUAGAGUUGUAUGAAGCUUUUGAAACAGUAACUACCACAAAGAAACCAUCCAACAACAAGAAACGCAAAACAUGACAAAAAUGUUAGAAAACUUACGCCUCCAAAGGUGAUUCCAAUGAAGAAAAAGAACACGAAUGGAAGACAAGAUCGAACCAUGGAUUUUGUAUCCACCCAUUGACCUUUCAACAGGAUCAAUACAGCCAAGUUUACCACAUUCCACCUGCCACCCUGGAACUCCAACCGAUUUAGAUUAUUGGCCACAAAUGAGUGACAGUUGCAAGUAAAGAUGUUGUAGGUUUUAUGUUGGUAUUCUUGUGUGCUUUUUCUCAAGGCAUCAUCCCAUCCACAUGUGUUGUAUUGGUUUCUUCCUGAUUCUACUAGUCUAUACUCUUCUUCAGUUCUGAACAUGGUUGAUGUUGAAGGAUUGGGAGUCAUGGAGCACUUAUCUUUGUUGAUUUGGACAUAUCGAGACACAGCUCCAAAUGCAAAGUUAUCUACACAGAUGAAAUUAGGACCUGCAAAAUCGAGGAUGACUCCAUCCUCUUUGCCUAUCCCAACAUGACCAACAAAAGGAAGGAGCCAUGAAAUAACAGGGAGUGGUGUCCAUACUAUGCAGUAUGGAAAGCGAGCUUUUGAUGGAUCAAUCUGCUUGCUAUGUGGAAGUGGAAGAUCCUGCUCGAUCA
Molecule: messenger RNA, 3738 nt
Organism: Lactuca saligna
Lineage: Eukaryota; Viridiplantae; Streptophyta; Magnoliopsida; Asterales; Asteraceae
Source: the annotation of a GenBank genome assembly